Messenger RNA from Closterium sp. NIES-65, 312 nucleotides. Lineage: Eukaryota; Viridiplantae; Streptophyta; Zygnematophyceae; Desmidiales; Closteriaceae. The record is from the annotation of a GenBank genome assembly.
AUGACGGAGCGUACCAGCGAUGACGGCGACGAUGGCGAGCAGCGCACGCACGGCCUUGCCAUUCCCCAUGCUGCUGAUUCCGGCGGACGCCAUUCGCUCUUCGACCUUGAUCGCCACGAGCAACCCGAGAGCAGGAGUGAGCAGCGGAGCAACCCGAGAGAAAGAGGUGCUAGAGGUCGUCGCAAGCCGAAGAGGCUUCGUCAGCUUUAUCAGCACCGUCUAGCAGUUCGACAAAGCCUGCAGCUCCAUGCGCUGAGAGAGUUUUUUCUCCCUCCUUUCCAGAGGCUAUGGAGGCUGGUUCGUCUAGGGUGA